UUAUAAAAUGCUAGGAGGAACUGAUAUUUAUAAAGUUGAUACUGGUGAAGCUGAUCCAGCCGUUAAUGUCAGAGUCAUUAGACCUUACAACAAAAGACAGUAUGAUACUCUUCUAAAAGUUGAAGCAACCAAAAGAGUGCUCUGGAAGAAAUGCCUCAAUUUCUGUGACUUAGACCGCAGCGAAGUAAAGUACUUCAACAAAGCAUUUUACACUGAUAAAGAGGAAGAAGGCAAAUGAGCAUUUACUUGUUUCAAUGAUAGAGUUAUCGCACAUCUCGGAGAAGACACAGCCAAAGAGUAUGACCUUCUCUAUAACUGGGAUAAAAUGAGAGCUGAAUAUGACAAACUCAGAGCCAUCAAUCCAAAUACCAAACUCGAACUUAUGUUGGAGAAAACGAAGACUGAAGAAGAGCAACAAAGAAUGUUUGAGAAGCUUGAGAGACAAGGAAAGAUGUUCAAGUCUAAUAGAUUUGAUUUCUACUAA
Moneuplotes crassus is the source of this 484-nucleotide messenger RNA. The record is from the annotation of a GenBank genome assembly. Lineage: Eukaryota; Ciliophora; Spirotrichea; Euplotida; Euplotidae.